Messenger RNA from Chelmon rostratus (copperband butterflyfish), 5720 nucleotides. It is a transcript of the gene svilc, whose product is annotated as supervillin c. Gene Ontology annotation, cellular component: actin cytoskeleton; cytoplasm. NCBI's taxonomy places the organism in Eukaryota, Metazoa, Chordata, Actinopteri, Chaetodontiformes, Chaetodontidae. The record is from RefSeq and is a predicted model, not a curated record. Bases 348 to 5300 code for a protein of 1650 amino acids. The transcript is spliced from 33 exons. Gene Ontology annotation, molecular function: actin filament binding; phosphatidylinositol-4,5-bisphosphate binding. Gene Ontology annotation, biological process: barbed-end actin filament capping; actin filament severing; cytoskeleton organization.
UGCGAGUGUGACUACAUUUGGAGCGACAGCCCGCAAAGCGAAGGGCCAGCGGGGAGGGACCGUCGGUCUGAGGAAGGGCAGGGGUACCUCACAUGCCCACUUCGCACAGCGCGCAGUGCAUGAGCGAUGUCUCACCCACCAAGGAACAGAUUUGUCUCCAACCCCUGAUGGUGGACUCUCAGUAAAGGAAGUCUUUAGGUCCGAUGGAUUCUGAAUUUUACUGGAGGAAAGUUUGGCUCCCGUGUUUUGCCUCAGCUGAAGAGUGGAGAAGGAACAACCCGCCUGCUUUCUGCCCCUAAAUGCUUUGCAAUUAUUUAAGGAGAAUCGGCUGAAUCCUUCCGAGGGACAUGGACGCCAUGGAGAACCCAGUCCUGGAGCCCAGGUCAGAGCGGAUCGCUCGUUAUAAAGCAGAGAGGAGGCGAGAACUGGCCGAACGCUACGGCAACGUGGAGGAGCUCCCUACCAAGUGGGUGAGGAGGGAUGGCAAAGAGGCACACGACCCAGCGAGCCAAACCCACAGAGGGGCAGUGAACUCAGAUGGCCUCGGUGAGAGAGUUAACGGCAGGACGCGAGGCGUUACAAAUGGAUUAGAGGGCGACGCUGCCGCAGAGUCCAGCUGCUUGAGAAGGCAGGGUUCCCAGGACUCUGCCAGCAUGCUGAGUGGGGAGGGGUACCCCGUCCCUCUUGGACCCGAUGUCCCGCAGCUCCACACUCGGGUGUCGGUGGGCCAUUUGAAGAGUGCCCUUCUGCAGCAGACUGGGAGCGGAGCGCAGCCUGAGAAAGUUUGCCCUGAUGCCGGGCGAGCCACAUCCUCUCUGGAUCUGGCUGUGAAGCCGGGCUCCGAGGGGGGCCGGCGACGCGCCCGGCGAUACCUCCCCGGCGGGUCAGGUGGCGCUCGCAAGACCAGCGAACGCUUCAGGACGCAGCCGAUCACAGCCAAUGAGAUGGAGGAGAGCAGCGGGCUGUUGGACGCGGAAGAAGAGGAGAGCUGUAAAGCUGACGUGAAAACGGAUGACAGAGCCAAGAUGAGUGUGGCGGCCAAGAUGUCUUUGUUUAAAGAGCUGGAGAAGUCCGCUGCCCCCGAGGCCUCGGCCCUCCUGAAGCCUCGCUCAGGCAGCGUCUGCCAUGAGCGCAGGGUGCGCCGCGGCAACGACCAUCGCUUUCUGACUCAGCCAAUCACCUGCGAGGAAAUUGUGGCAAUCAGCACCCCCAAACCAGCACCACCAGUGGAGUCCCAGUCUGUGCAGGUGGAGUCAGUGGAGGAUGGCGUGGAGGACGAGAGCUGCAAGCUGAGCAUGAGUGAGAAGCUGGCCCUCUUCAACAAACUGUCCCUGCCGGGGAGGCAGGGGGGCAGCCCCGCCGACGGGCCCCCAGAGAGGCGAAGGCAGAAGGGGGCUCGGUACCGCACGCAGCCCAUCACUGUGGAGGAGGUCAGCCUGCUGCAGAAAGGCCCCGUACAGCUUCCUGCCUUCUCUUUGUCUCCUCAUCUGUCCGACAGACAGCAGGCCUCGUCUGUCAACCUAAAGCCCAGCGAGGUGCGCCUCUCCCGGCCGAGGCCCGACAUCGGCCCCGCGCCUGGAGAGCCCGCCGGCCCGACCCAGCAGGGCCUGCAGCGCCACGACUCUGAACCAGGUUUGAGAGGGAUCCUGAAGAAGAGCUGCUCUGGGGGCUCGGAGCGGAGCGGGACGGAGGGAGGUCAGGCGGAGGCGCCGCUCAGCCAUGAACAGAACGGCGGAGGUUGCGAAGAAGCGGGGACGCGAGGGAGGACGGAGAGCACAGAGCCACACAUUAUUGCGCCGCCGCGGAGAGAGAGACGUCAGGCCUCAGGUAGGGAGGGAGGCUCGCUGACCGCCACUCCCUGGAGGCAGAGGGCUCGAACCCGGAGGGAGACCAUCGCCUGCACACCAAUAAGAGCCCUGUCAGAGCAGGAGAAGAAGCCCUGCCAGACUGAGCCGCAGGAGCAGCUGGUUUCCACUGAGGAGCACAGCUCAGAUGCUGCAGAGAGAGCUCAGCAACAUAACGAGGAAGAGACUGUGAGGAAGAUGACAGAUGAAACCCCAGUGAUGGGACACGUUCACGUCACACUGGUCGAUGACUCCGUUAAACUGCAGGAUGCGGCCGACGCCAGCAGGAGUGAGGAGGAGACAGAAACCCUUCCUGUGAACCCUCAGUGCUGGGAACCCGUCUUUGCCUCUGUCUAUUCUAGCAGCACGCCCCAGUAUAUCAUGUGUUUCAAUCAGACAAAUCUGUCCUUUGAGGCGCAAGAAGUCUCCUCUCCCACCAAGAACCCCAUUCAGCCUCAGUGGAGACAGAAGGCGAAGGCGGUCGAGAACGAGCUCCAGAUGGACGAAGAUGAGGGGAUGAACGCUCAACAGGAGAGGAGCGAGCAAGAAGCCGGACGACUGGCCCAGAGAGGUCUUGGAUCUCCAGAAUCGGACAGAAACGACGCCUCUCACAACCAGAAAAACUCCACUGAAGCUCCAGCAUGCACAUAUGAAGCUCCGCAGAGCUCUCCGCUCUCAGUGGCUCCACAUGAGGCGAAGCGGGAGACGCCUGUGGAUGAAUCAAACGCGCCUGACGGAGGUUUCUACAGAGAUCAGAGUCCCUCCUCCGCCUGUGCACCACCACCCUGCGGAGACGUCGUUGCCACAGAGAGCGAGCAGGACCUGGCCGUCCUCUGCCAGACCAACACACCCAUACUGACCUCGGCAGUAGCAGAGCACAGGCGCUCUGUGCGUCCGUCCCGUCGGACUCAGGGCUCCAGAAACCCUCUGAGGGCUCUGGCUGCCAGGGAGGACAUCAGGCAGGACUACAUGGGAGAGAGAGCGAGCACAGCUUCAGAGGAGAGGGUCCAAACAGAGAAGAAGUCCAAGAACUCCUCAGAGUCCCAUCUCACCAGAUCAGAGGACUUCAGCUCCUCACCUGAUGUCAACAAGUCUCAUCCUCCCUUCAGCAGCCUGAUGCUCCUUCACAUCAAAGGUAGGCGGCAUGUCCAGGUGCGUCUGGUGGAGCCCUCAGUGCGGUCGCUGAACAGCGGAGACUGCUUCCUGCUGGUCACUCCGGAGCAUUGCAUCCUGUGGAGCGGGGAGUUUGCCAGCGACCAGGAGAGAGCCAAGGCCUCUGAGCUGGCAUCAUCCAUCCAGAGUCAGAGGGAUCUCGGCUGUCAGGCCUCCCACAUCGUCCACCUGGAGGAGGGGCUGAACUGUGACGGCAGCCUGGCCGAAGACUUCUGGAGUCUCCUAGGAGGAAGGACACAAUACAGAGGAGCGAGCGCUGAAGAGGAGGAUGAGCUCUAUGAACGAGGGGUGGUGGAGUCCAACUGUGUGUACAGGCUGGUGGAGAACAGGCUGGUGCCUCAUGAACAGGCCUGGGCCUCCAUCCCCAGUAUCUCCCUGCUGGGCUCCACUGAGGCCCUGGUGUUUGAUUUCGGCAGUGAGGUGUACCUGUGGUGUGGACAGGAUGUUUCCCUCAGCAGGAGGACUGUUGCUCUCCAGCUGACUCACCAAGUGUGGGCUGGAGCUUAUGACUACAGCAACUGUCGAGUCAAUCCACUGGAUCCCACACAGUGCAACCCGGCCAUACCGCUGAGGGGAGAGGGGCGUCCCAGCUGGGCGUUGUUCGGCUGUGUCUCCGAGCACAGCGAGACGGCUCUGUUCAGGGAGAAGUUCCUGGACUGGACUGGCAGGACUGGAGGCAGGGAGGAAGCUGCUCCGGCAAACGAGGAGACGCAGCCCGUCCCAGUUCAGUCCUCCCAGUCCGUGUCCCCAUCAUCAGACCUCCUGAGCGCCUGUGACGCCAAGGCUCUGGUGGCGGGUCGGUCGCUGGAGGAGGACGCCUUGGUCCGCAACGUGCUGGCCGGGGUGGACGUGCAGAGGGGGCACGGGGUCAUCACGCUAGAGGGAGGAGGUCAGAUGGAGCUGAAAACAGUAGCUGUGGACACCUGGCACGUUCAGGAGUUUGAUGACAGUGAGAUUCUCGUGGAGAGCACGGGACAGCUUCACGAAGGAGACUCCUACGUCAUCCGCUGGACGUACAGCAUCAACGCUGUAGAUAAGAUGAACAGCCCCGAUGAGUGUAGCAGAGCAGCAGCAGGAAAAGAAAACACAGCGUUGUUCCUGUGGAGGGGACGUCACUCCAGUGUCAGUGGACGAGACACCGCUGCCUUCCUGUCCAUCGGGAUGAACGACCACGACGAGUCACAGGUGGUGGUACCUCAGGGGAAGGAGCCUCCCUGUUUCCUGCAGCUUUUCCAGGGAGGCCUGGUCAUCCACAAGGGGAAGCGAGAGGAGGCCACGAAUGCAGAGUGGCGUUUGUUCUGUGUGCGAGGAGAGCUCCCGGAGGAGGGCUCUCUGUUAGAAGUGGACUGCUGCUGUGCAGGGCUGAGGUCCAGGGGCUCUGCUGUUCUCCUCAAUAGCCAGCAGGGGGUGCUGUAUCUCUGGACUGGCUGUAAAGCUCAGACGAGCUCCAGGGAGGUCAGCAGGAGGGCAGUGGAGCGUCUCACUCAAAUGUGUCCACCUGAGCUGGGUCUCAGCCACAGCAGCCCUGUGAAGGUGCAGGUCGUGGAGGAAGGUUCAGAGCCUGCAGACUUCUGGACAGCACUUGGACCAAUGGACAGGAAGGCCUACGACUGCAUGCUGCAAGACCCAGGAAAGUAUAACUUCACGCCUCGCCUCUUCCACCUGAGUGCUGCCUCCGGGAGUUUCCAGGCCAAAGAGCUGCAGAGUCCAACGCGGCUGCCGGGGCUCGUGAUGGUGAUGCCUUUCGUCCAGGAGAGUCUGUACUCAGUACCACAGCCAGCCUUGUUCCUGCUCGACAACCGUCUGGAGGUCUACCUGUGGCAGAGGGGUCAGCCCGAGCAGACCGAGAGCUCGGCUUCGGCCUGGAGCCGCUGGCACAACGAGAGGAGGUGCGCCAUGCAGACGGCGCUGCAGUACUGCAAAGAGAUGAACCCCAGACGCCCACCGCAGGCCUACCUCGUCUACGAGGGGUCAGAGCCUCUCACCUUCACUAAUGUGUUCCCCCGCUGGGAGAAGAGCCCGGGGCCCCACACACAGGGCGACGCAGGGCGGGUGAAGCUGACCUUGGUGCAGGACACCCUGGCCCAGCUCAUGAAGACCCAGUACCCUCUGGAGGAGCUGCUGAGGAGCCCCUUACCUGAAGGUGUGGACCCCCAGCACCUGGAGGUCUACCUGUCUGAUCAAGACUUCCAGACUAUUUUGGAAAUGAAGAGGGAUGAAUACGCCUCUCUGCCGAGCUGGAAGCAAACUGAUCUGAAGAAAAGCAAAGGGCUGCUCUGCUAGACAGCGAGGACAGGUGGAGGCUGGCUGACGCUCCUGCAGCAGGGAUUUCCUCCUCCACUGAGAAGGGAAGACAGCAGGGGGAUAUUUGCACCAUGUUGCUGCACAAAGGACUGCUCACAACGUAAUAAAAACAGGAAAGAAAUUCACUUUUAUUUAUGUCAAAUUAGUAUGAGUGUGUGGACUUUUUAUCAGACAUGGAUUUCUCCGUAGCUAUUGUUCAGAGCAAAGACAAAACACAUUUUCCUAUGAAACUUCAUUUUAUCUGUACAAAUCAGUGAAAGAUAAAAAAAAAAAAGAGAAAGUGUGUGGGGGUGGGGGAAGGACAUCAGUAACAAACUGUGGGAUAAGGAUGAGAAAACAAACGAGUGCUUACAAAAAAAGAUCAAUGCUAAUAAACAAUGUAAACGAGAAAAAACGAAA